Messenger RNA from Effrenium voratum, 1772 nucleotides. Lineage: Eukaryota; Dinophyceae; Suessiales; Symbiodiniaceae. The record is from the annotation of a GenBank genome assembly.
CCGACAUCCAACCAUUUGUCAUUUUCGCCCCGGAUGGCGCCAUGAAUGCAAAUCCGCUUUGGUCAAGCCGCGGAGGCUCGCUGAAGCGCAAGGCCGAUGGCCUAGACGAGGCGAAAAAGGCCGAGGCGCUCAAAGCCGCGCAGAAGGCCAAGGAGAAAGCAGCAGCGCUCCGGAAGGCUGCAGAGCAGAAGGCCCAGCAGCUGAAGAAUUUGCGGCACAGCGGCUCUCACGGCUCCUUGGGCCGAUCCUCCUCCGGCCACGGCUUGCUCCGUGCCGGCAGCGGCUCGCUCCACCGCACCCAGAGCGCCCAGAGCGCCCACAGCGCCCACAGCGCCUCCGGCUUGUCGCGGUCCCACAGCGCCCAUGGCAGCCUGCUGGCGAAGAAUGGCAGCCCAAAGGAGGCACAUCCAAGCCGCAGCGGUCUUCACUGCCGGAAAUGUCGGCAGAAGGCUGACCCCAGCCGUGCUGCUGAGUUGAAGGACGGCUACUGCUUGAAAUGCCGGCAGAGGGCCAAAGAGAAGGCGGCGUUUCUGCAGAAGGCGGCGGAAAAGAAGGCUGCGGAGAGGAAGGCGGAGCGCAACCGCCUGGUUCCCGUGAAGCCUUGCCUGGAGCGACCGAGCUACCACCGGAACCAGAGUGCCCUGAUCUGCCGCAAGUGUCAGCAGAGCUCCAACCUCCGCCGCAUCCCGGAUCUGAAGGAUGGCACUUUUCUAUGCCCUCCCUGCCGCUUGCGAGAGAUGGACCCCUUCAACUGGAUGCGGGAGAACGAGAAGGGCUUGCUGAAGCUUUUGGUGCUGCAGCCCCCGGUGCUGCCGGAGGAGACGGCCGGAGAGGCCACCCUGCGCAUCCGGCUGAACAUGCCCAACCUGCAGAAGUGGCGCAAGGCCGGUGAGGAGAUCGAUGUGAGGAUGCUGAACCUGGACACCUGCGACACCCUGCAGACCUGGCCUCAGAGCCUCACCAUGUGGGCCAACGGAACCCAGGCCUUCCAGGUGGAGGCACCCAAGGAGGGGCAUAAGCGCCGAGAUGCACCGCAGAGGAUCUCGGCCUGCCUCAAGUCCGAAGUGAACGAGCUGAAGAUCUCCAUGCGGGACGGCUGGACCUUGCAGAGGUUUGGGAUCGCCAUCGUUCGGGUGAAGCCCCAAAGCGUCCUAGAGAUGCGAAAGGCGGUCCGCUUAGUUAGCCCAGAGAAUGGCCGGAAGCUUGUGCGGGAGGUGCUUUGGAACUCCAAGCUCCUCAGCAUGUCCGACGAGGUCGCGGCCGAAGGCUCCGACCGCUGUCGACUCACUUGCCCUUUGACGCACCAGCGCAUUCACACCCCGGUCCGUGGGGAGAAGUGCGCUCACCUGCAAUGCUACGAUCUCAAGGCCUACUUGGAGAUCAAUCGAAGUAUUUCCGCCUUCAACAAGCGAUGGACAUGCCCUGUUUGCGCCAUAGCUACCAAGCCUGCCGACAUGUUUGUGGACAUGUACAUGCUGCACAUUCUGAAGAAGACGGAGGAAGAUGAUGAUGAGAUUGGCUUCACUCAAGAUGGUGAGUGGACUGUCACUGCCAAGUUGCCACCCCCGCCUUCGCCGGACAGCGACAUGGAGCCGGGGGAUGAUCAAGAGGAGACCAGCCCGGACGUUUGCGUGGUAGGCGUGCCGGACCCCGAGCUUGGCCCCGACCCCGAGCUUGGCCUCGACGAAUUGGACGAGCCGAGUCUCACAGGCGCCGGCUUCGCCGCCCGCUUUGGGGCUGAAGUGUGGAUUGGGUCGACCCCGGAGGAAUGA